GUUCGCAAAAAGACUUCUCCAUCUAUAUUUCUCUCAACGUAAUGGUUUUCCCAAACGGUCCGAAGGAGUGGCUGGCGAAGCUCGUCAGCUUCGACACCACCUGCACCCAAUCGAAUCUGGCGAUCAUUUACUACCUCCGUGACUACCUGACGUCCAUCGGGCAGAAGCCGCAGAUUGUCUACAGUCCAGAUAAAAACAAAGCCCACCUGCUUUGCACGCUGCCCGGUGUGAAUGGCUCGACCAACGGCGGUAUCAUUCUUUCUGGUCACACCGACGUCGUCUCCGUAGUGGGGCAGAAGUGGGACUCCGAUCCGUGGACGCUGACGGAGAGAGACGGCAAGCUGUACGGACGCGGCACGGCAGACAUGAAGGGCUUCCUUGCCGUGGUGCUGGCUCUUGUGCCGACAUUCUUGUCCAUGAAGCGCGCCAAGCCGAUUCACCUCGCCUUCUCUUAUGACGAAGAGCUCGGCUGCAUCGGCAUCCCGGUGCUGGUUGACUACAUGAAGGAGAAGAAGAUUACGGCUGAUGCAUGCCUCGUCGGCGAUGGACGCCUUGAAGUCUGCACCGGCAAUAAGGGUCAUCGUGUGUGGCGUUGCACGGUGAAGGGCAAAGCAAUUCAUUCCUCCAUGGCGCUGAUGGGCACCAGCUGCAACGCCAUCGAAUACGCCGCGAUGAUAAUCACGAAGAUCCGUGAAAUUGCGAAGGAGGUUCGUGACAACGAUGUUCACGACACGAGCUACGGUUGCCCCUUCUCGCCCAUGUCGACGAAUCUUAUCCAAGGUGGCAACGCCGUGAACACGGUGCCGGCCGAGUGUGUUUUUGAGUUCAACAUCCGCAUCGCGGACACCAAAGUUGCGAUGAACGUCGACGCGCGUAUUCGUCAGUACAUCAACGAGGUGGUGGUGCCGGAGAUGCGCAAGGAGUACGCGGAGGCGGCGGUGGACUUGGACGCGUUCUGCUGCUGCCCGGCUUUCAACGCCAAGGAGGAUGCGCCGUUCACUAAAUUGGCCCGGAAAAUCAUGAAGUCGCAGAAGGUGGUGAAGGGCACCGGCACCACGGAGGCUGGCUUCUUUCAGGAGGAACUCGGCAUCCCGACGGUGAUUAUCGGACCGGGCACGGCGGGCGCGCACGAGGCGAACGAGUACACCGCCGUUGCCGACCUACUGCGGUGUACGGAGGUGACACAGGAAUUGGUAAGCUAUUGCACCGCAACGGACAAGCCCCUCGAGUCACACUUGUAA
Leptomonas pyrrhocoris is the source of this 1241-nucleotide messenger RNA. Its product is annotated as glutamamyl carboxypeptidase putativemetallo-peptidase Clan MH Family M18. The transcript has a single exon. Gene Ontology annotation, biological process: L-arginine biosynthetic process. The record is from RefSeq and is a predicted model, not a curated record. The coding region runs from base 42 to 1241 and encodes 399 amino acids. Lineage: Eukaryota; Euglenozoa; Kinetoplastea; Trypanosomatida; Trypanosomatidae. Gene Ontology annotation, molecular function: acetylornithine deacetylase activity.